GCCUUUUUAUAACCCAUAGAGUAUUCUGAAUUUGAUCAAUUUAAGUUUUUUAUUGGCCGUUCCCUGCGCGCUCAGGUCUAGCAAUAUUAAUGAUGGCGAAACUUCUCCGGCUCUCUCCCCGAUUCUCGGCGAUUCUCUUGGCCAGUCCCAUGCCAUCCGGCAUCCAAAGGCUAUAAAUAUGAUUGACUAACCGGACCAAUCGAGCAGUUAAAUUUUGAAUUUCGUACCCAAAGGCAGCCCAAGGAGGAGCAGUAAUCGAAAGGGAGCCAUGUUGGUCAAGGUCUUGAUGCUCGCAUUGCUCGCGGUCCUGAGCCAGGCGAAGCCCCAGCUGCUGGUCACGACGCCAGUGAGUUAUGCCACCGGAUCGGCAUUGGGAGUGGGCGUGGGAGUGGGUGGCACUUGGCUUAGUCCUUCCGCCGCCUACUAUCCGGCCUAUGCCAGCUAUCCGGCCUACGCGGCGUAUGCGUAUUCACCGGUUUAUGGCGCAUACGCCACGUAUCCCUAUUACCCGUAUCUAAGGCGAUGAAUCCGAUGUUGCCUGAUGCUGUUCGCCCCUCAGCUGGCCUACCUUAAUAUUCAAUUGUGUAGGGUUUUCUACUAAAUUUACAGUGCUAAGCAUUUCAGAAGCUGUGCAAUUUGAUUAAGGAGUGCGAUAACAUUUCAUAUGAAAUAAACCAUUAAUUAAGUGAUUUGUAUUCAAUUUAAAGGAUUCCAUGUGAUCAGUGAUUUUUUUAUGAUAAAAUAACAUUUUUACAUUGGCUAACAAUUUCUUGUUCUCUUUUCAAAUACCAUAUAAAGGAAUAAAGAAUGUAAAGAAAUAAAAACAUAAUAAUCCCGCA
Drosophila ficusphila is the source of this 839-nucleotide messenger RNA. RefSeq lists its product as uncharacterized. The record is from RefSeq and is a predicted model, not a curated record. NCBI's taxonomy places the organism in Eukaryota, Metazoa, Arthropoda, Insecta, Diptera, Drosophilidae. The transcript is spliced from 3 exons. The coding region runs from base 269 to 526 and encodes 85 amino acids.